AUGGAUGCUUUCAGAUUGCUGGUUCUGACAUGCUGUCUUUUAGUCUCCGUCUUUUGCCAGAAAUACGGUCCUCCAGGCCCGCUUUCAUCGCAUUUCGUCGACUGGCUCAUUGCAAAUGGAUAUGAGAAUGAUAACUUCGAUAGGCCAGAUGUUGGGCCUAACGGAAGCUUCGGCGGAAAGAAACGAUCAACCGAACAGAUACGGAAUGAGCCUGUUAUCUUCAUACAUGGUAAUGGCGACGCUGCUCUACACGCACAGGCACCCUUAGCUACUGGAUGGAGCAGGUCAAUACAGUACUUCUUGGAGCAGAACUACACCCAAGGUGAGCUGUACGCGACCACAUGGGGCGACGCAUGGGGUAGCGGAUCUAUUCUGGACAGCUACAGCACCAUGCACACGUGCAGUAAUCUGCUGAUGCUACGAAGAUUCAUAGAGGCGGUUUUGGCAUACACAAAGGCUAGAAAAGUGGACGUCAUUGCCCAUUCUGUAGGAGUCGUUCUGGCCAGAAAGGCGCUUAAAGGCGGGUCUCUUAUUGGAACCGAUGGCAACUGUACAUUAGGUCCUCCACUCACCGAACGUAUCGACACUUUCGUCGGUAUAGCUGGACCAAACUACGGUUUAUGUGUGUGUCAACUGGCACAAACAGUGCCGGCAUGGUGCAACGCCCUCGAUGGACUUUAUCCCGGCUAUACUUGCCAAGAUCAGCUGCUCUGCGGCUACACGUCAGGCAACUGUAAACAAGAAAACUAUUCGGCACUACUCGAAAAGUUGAACAAUGACCCGACCCGAGAGGCCGAGCACGUGUACGCCAUGUGGAGCGACGUUGACGAAGUGCUUUUGUUCCGAGGGAUGACAUGGGGCAAGCCGACGUCGCGAAUCCCUGGCAUGAACGGACGCUGGAUAUCUGACCGGAACGGCCACAUCGCUAUGAAGGAUCUUACUGAACUGCGACAGUACGAAGCUGUCGUGCACCAUUCAAUAUAA
Molecule: messenger RNA, 984 nt
Organism: Angiostrongylus costaricensis
Lineage: Eukaryota; Metazoa; Nematoda; Chromadorea; Rhabditida; Metastrongylidae
Source: the annotation of a GenBank genome assembly